UCAAGCAUUCACGUUCAUUAUUGAACUCCCUCGAGUUCAGAAAGAAAAGUGAAAAUGUCUGAAAAAAUAUUGGUAACUGUGAAUGAGGGGCAAAUUCGUGGAAUCAAACAAUUUUCAAAGUUUUCUGCAACAAAAUUUUUAUUCUUUUUUUGGAAUACCUUAUGGAAAAUCUCCUGCAAACACACGUCGAUUCACGGAUCCUGUGAAAGUAACCCCAUGGAGGAAUGUUCUCGAUGCAACAAGUGAAAAAGAAGGUUGUGUCCAAUUUUCAUUGCUCCAUUACGAAUUUAUGGGAACAGAGGAUUGUUUGUUUAAUAACAUCCAUGUACCAAAGCUACCUUGCAAAAAAGAUAUUCUGAGACCAGUAAUAGUCAACAUUCACCCAGGAGCUUAUAGCUUUGGUUCACCACGGACAGAAUUCUAUGGAUCUCCUGAAUUCAUCAUGCACAACGAUGUCAUAUAUGUCUGUAUUUCCUUCAGAUUGCAUAUUCUAGGGUUUUUGAAUUUAGGACUAAAAGAAUGUUCAGGUAAUCAAGGCAUAAAAGAUAUAAUUCUUUCACUCCAAUGGAUUAAGAGCAACAUACGAUCAUUUGGAGGUGAUCCAGAAAAUGUGACUCUGCUGGGAAGCUGCACUGGAGCUAUGAUCAUACAUGCUCUAAUGCUAUCACCUUCAGUCAAAGAAUUUGCAAAAUAUGCAGGUUUAUUUCACAAAGCGGUUUUGAUGGGUGCGUAUUUGACCAUUCCAAACGUGAUUCAACAGGAAAGUAAUGUGAGUCAUGCUCAAGAAACAGCAGUGAGUCUCGGUUACGAUGGAGACCCUCAAGAUCAUAAAAAACUGUUGACAUUUUUGAAAAAGCAAGAGCCUCAGUCAUUAAUUCAUGGGAUAAGGCAACGUCAAAAAGUUUUACAAGAGACUAUGGCUCCCAUACUUCCAAUCGGUGUGUUUGGCCCAUCACUUGACCAAGGGGAUAUUCUACCAGAAUCGCCUAGAAAAUUAAUCGCAACAAUGACUCGAAUACCAAUCAUGAUAGGGUUCUCUGAAAUCGAAUCUAUUAUGGGGUUCGUUCGUAAUACUUCAUUAGAUGGCGGCGUAUUGGGAGAUCUCAGAACGCACACUGAGAGAAAUUUCAAGACAUCGUUUCGGCAGAAUUGUUUUGGUUGGGGAUACCAUCUCGACGACGAUGAUGUUCAUUUAAUCAAUACAGAUGUUGAAGCAUUUUACUUGGAUAGACAACCCAUUGAAAAAGCGCCAUUAUACACUAAAAUGGAUAUUCAAACUGAUAUAUUUAUGUCUGAUGCUUAUGAUACGGUGAUAAAUCCUGUAGCUGCGAAUUUGCCCUCGUCAGUAUAUAUUUACAAAUUUCAAUUCGAGGGAAAUAUACAUUCAAUGAACACGAUUUUGAAAACUAGAUUCACUGAACCAUUAAAAGGAGCCUUUCACGGCAGUGACUUCUGCUAUUGGAAUCGUUUUGGAGAUCCUCAAGAUAAAGAAACUCAUAAAAUGGUGAAAAAUGUCACCAAACUUAUCACUACUUUCGCAAAAACCGGAGAUCCAAAUCAUGAAGAUUUUCCAGUCAGGUGGAAACCAUCUACACCCGAUGACCCGUGUUAUCUGAGCAUAAAUAACCCAUCAGAGAUGGUCGAUGGUAAAUUGAACAACGAUCGAUUACAAUUUUGGGACAAUAUAAAGCGGAAAUACCGAACAGAAUGAUUUUUUUUUCAAUUAAAAAAAUUAAUAUUUUUUCUC
Molecule: messenger RNA, 1747 nt
Organism: Planococcus citri (citrus mealybug)
Lineage: Eukaryota; Metazoa; Arthropoda; Insecta; Hemiptera; Pseudococcidae
Product: esterase E4-like
Exons: 9
Coding region: 83-1711 (542 amino acids)
Molecular function (GO): serine hydrolase activity
Source: RefSeq, a predicted model, not a curated record